AUGGCGGCCAGCUCUGAAGAGGCUGCCGUGGGCGUCACGCUGCACGCCAACUCGUGCCCCGGCUUCCAAGCCAUCCUGAAGCACAGGCACGCCGCUCGGGGGCCGUAUACCGACUUCAAGGUGAAUGAGGUCGACCUGGAAGGUCGUGUGGUGCGGCUGACUAGCCUGGAAGUACCCAAGGCCAACAUAGUUGAGCGCCCGGAUGCUGGGGAAGCCCCUGUCGCAGCCCCGAAUGCCGCCUCCAACCCCAGUGAGGCGGUGGAGGUAGCAGUGCAGCGGUAUGCAGCCAUCAGCGGCGCUAGCUCUGCGCAGCUGGACCCGCUGCGUUCAUUUUUGCUCCAGGCACUGCAGCACCAGGCAGCCGCCAAGCAUCCACGCGGCAGUGGCACUGUCCGGCAGCCGGCCCCACAGCCGCUGGUGCUGGACCCAGCCAUGGCAGCCAAGGACCAACGCACCGCGGUGCACCUCCUGUUCAAGUCGCUGCCAGGCUUUCCGCGGCUGGAGACCAACACCGUGGAGCCGCCUGUGGGACAUGCAGCGCAAGAAGACCGUGGGCAGCAACUGCCGCAGCAGCCGCAUGAUCAGAAGCAGCGGCAGCAGCAACAGCAGGAGGCACAGGAUGGCACUGCUGGCUCGUUGACAAGUAAACCACAGUGCAUACAGGUGCAGCUGGUGGGCAGUCGCAGCGGCAGAUUUGACAGCGGCGGUGGCCGGGGCCAGAAACGCAAGUGGCGGGACGAUUCGGGGUGGCCUGGUGGCAGCCUGCGCUACACCAAGUUUGUGCUGUUCAAGGAGAACAUGGACUCCCAGCAUGCUAUCUCCUCACUGGCCAAGCUGCUGCACGUAAGCCACAAGCUGUUUGCAAUUGCGGGCACCAAGGACAAGCGUGGUGUCACGGUGCAGCAGGUCACCGCCUUCAAGCUGGACCCAGCCCGCCUGGCGGCGCUCAACCCACGCCUUCGGGGCAUGUUUGAGCUGGUGCUACGUGCCAUAAAGGCUGAGAGCGCCACAGAGGUGGCGGCGGCAGUGGACGCCCUACGCCUCUCAGGAUUCAUCAACUACUAUGGGCUGCAGCGGUUUGGGACAGGCGCAGUGCCCACCCACAGGGUGGGACAGGCGCUGUUGUGUGGUCAGUGGCGGGAUGCGGUUCGGCUGCUGCUCACGCCACGGGACGACUGCCCGCGCCCUGAGCAAGCUGAGGCGUGUCGGCUGUACCUGGAGCAGGGGGACGUGGAGGGCUCGCUUCGCCUCAUGCCACGUUUCCUGGUCACGGAGCCCACGCUGCUACAGGGCCUCAAGCAGCACGGGCCCAACGGCUUCCUGAAUGCUCUCAUGAUGUUGCCACGCAACCUGCGCACAAUAUACAUCCAUGCUUACCAAAGUUACCUGUGGAAUGCGGCUGCCUCGCACCGGGUGCAGACCUAUGGCCCCAGCGCCGUGGUGGCUGGCGACUUGGUCCUGCCGUACAGUGCGAGGCAGCGAUCAGCGGCCAGAAACCGCAGCCGGCCUGGAGUGCCAGCAGCCGUGGCAGGCGAGGUGGUGGAGACUGACGCAGAUGCGGCUGCCAACGAGGAGGAGCAUGUUUCGGCAGCAGUCAAGGUGCACGUGGUGACCGUGGAGGAAGCGGCUGCUGGAGCAUGGCGCAUGGAGGAUGUGGUACUGCCGCUGCCUGGGUCCGAGGUGCUGUACCCGCAGCACGGCACUGCGGACGUGUACCUCCAGCUGGCAGCAGCGGAUGGCGUGUCCCUCGACUCCUCACCGCACGGCUCCAAGGACUUUAGCAUCAUGGAGCUGACAGGAGCCUACCGUCACCUGUUGCACCGCCCUGCUGACUUGGAGUACGAGCUGGUCCGCUACUCCCACCCUGACAUUGAUCUGGCCAGCACCGACUUGAUGGAGCUGCGCGGCGAGCAGCUGCCGGCACCGAUAUCUGACAAGUCGAGCGACUGCUAUCUGGCGCUACGGCUGGCCUUCACCUUGCCCUCCUCCUGUUACGCAACCAUGCUCAUCCGCGAGCUGACCAAGCAGCCCAGCAGCACCGCGCACCACAAGGCACUGCCGCAUGACGAAGAGCUGAACCAUGGUGGCGGCUCGGAGAAGCAGAAAGCAGCUGCAAAACCAGCUGCAUGA
This is a messenger RNA of Chlorella variabilis, 2130 nucleotides long. RefSeq lists its product as hypothetical. Gene Ontology annotation, cellular component: nucleus. Gene Ontology annotation, molecular function: pseudouridine synthase activity; RNA binding. The transcript is spliced from 10 exons. The record is from RefSeq and is a predicted model, not a curated record. Lineage: Eukaryota; Viridiplantae; Chlorophyta; Trebouxiophyceae; Chlorellales; Chlorellaceae. Gene Ontology annotation, biological process: pseudouridine synthesis. The coding region runs from base 1 to 2130 and encodes 709 amino acids.